This is a messenger RNA of Pararge aegeria (speckled wood butterfly), 2067 nucleotides long. RefSeq lists its product as uncharacterized. The coding region runs from base 1 to 2067 and encodes 688 amino acids. The record is from RefSeq and is a predicted model, not a curated record. The transcript has 13 exons. NCBI's taxonomy places the organism in Eukaryota, Metazoa, Arthropoda, Insecta, Lepidoptera, Nymphalidae.
AUGUAUGAAGACAGAGAACCCGUAUUUGAUGCUGCGGAUAAAAGUUAUAUUGAUGAUAACGACUUUGUAAAUUACCGGGUAAAUGAAGCCAACAAACGGCUAAAUUUAGUGAGCUGUGACAAAGAAAUAAAUUAUAAGGAGUCACCGGAAGUUCAUAAGCCUAAAUCUAGCAAAAUGAAUACUAAACUUUACAAAAAACAGUUACAAUAUAAUUUGCCAGAUCGUAUAAGUGAGGAGAAAGAUUUUAUUAUUUACGAAAUUAGCGACCCAGAAUUGUGGUACAGCGCUCAGGCACAGUUGUUUGAAAAACUAAGUACUCCUGAGGGAAAGACUGUGUGGAAUGACCUAACGAAAGAUGAAACGGCAUGUGUCAAUUCUGUAAAUCCAGAGUGGUCAAAUCAAGACGUUGAUAUUCAAUAUAAGUCAGCUGACUUUCUAGCCAGGGAGGAUUAUAGGCUUCCCAGACCGGAUUUAUGUUUAGUUGUACCUAUAAAACAAGAUCACGAAAAUGGUACCAAGGUAUAUAAUCUUUACGAAAAUACAGAUACUAUUGGUGAAUUUAUGAUCGUACCAGUGGAUGACGUUAUAACAUUAGAAGACCCAAAAGAUAUCAAUAAACGAGAUGAAAAUUCUAAUUUGAGCUCAGCCCCUAAAGGAGCAAAUGACCAGCGUCGUCGUCAAGUUAUAGUUAGAUCUGCAAGAGCAUUGAUUGGUGUUACUGCUGAUAACCUGAAAAUAGUAUCUCGAGGAUCGGACAGAUAUCUUAAAUUGCCCCACAAAAAACCUCAUUAUGCACAAAUUGACUUGGAAGCUAGGGCAGACGAUAAUCAACUUAUACUUGUGGGAGUUCUUGGACGAUUAACUACUAUUGUAUCAGACACAACUCGAAGAAGUCGUUCAAUGCUGACUGUACAAGCUACAAAUACUGGGUUGGCUGCGGCACGUAUGAGGGUCUUAACUCGUGGAUGCAGACCUGAAUUACUAGACAGCAAUAGUGACCAAGAUGAAACGAGAGCCGUUCCCGUAAUUUUGCCUCCGAAACAUACCAGAACUUUUCGACUGAAGUUACCCUUACCAAUACCUAUCGAAAGCGCCAAUUGCACUAUUGUUUUACUUAAUGACGAUGAUAAAUCUAUUGCUCUUCGAGAUGUGAGAAUCAAACGCGAUGAUCGUUGUUUCUGUGUUUGGCACUGUGACUGUGUAUGUCUGGGUGAAGAUCCUAAGCUGCUUUGUCGAGAUAUGUCAGCGGCACAGCUUUUGGCUGCAGGAUUGUCGGCACAGCAAAAAUCACGCCACGCACGCUCUGUUUGCUAUCCGGACAUUGUCACUCUUAACCUGUUUGUCACCUUUAUAGGGGUUCUUAUAGCUUUAUUGAUUCUUGGUUUGUUGAAAGCAUUACUCGGGCUGGCUUGCCGCUGCGUAGCUACGUGGGGUCUGCACCGAUUUCUAGAAACGCCACGGAAGCUCGAUCACUACUACGAAAGAUCGCUCCGCAAUCGACGAGUGCUGUAUGACGACGAGGGGUGGCCGAUCCAUCCCGAUACAAAAGAACGAACUGUGGGUCUUGUCAGCGAACCGAUGGAAUUCAUUUUAAAUGUUAUAUUUUUCGUAACUUUACCGUGUCUAAUGCUUUGGGACGCCAUGAGGAAACUCUGCCGUUGUCAAAGGUUGGACGGAAACUCUGAGCUUAACUAUAAAAUGGACGAGGAUGUGAAAAGAUGUUUUAGUUCUCACGACGUUCAGGUUACGAAGCGGCAAUUGCGACGCCGCCGCCGUGAACUUCAUAGAUGGAUGACACCGCAGGCCGAAGAGCUAACCGCUGGCAUUUGGCAAAAAGGUUUAUCUACUCUUGGGGAAAAGACGCGUGUUUAUUUACCAUUACUUCAAGAUAAAAGUGGCUUUCGGAAAACCUGCGAACACUCAUCUUAUAUUGAUUCCGAACAAGAUGACACUGAAUAUGUUCUGAUGCAAAUGCAAAAGAGCAGGGAAUCGCUUGCGAGAAGCCAGCAACAGCUAGAAACGAAAACAUGCAAGGAGAUUACCAACGUUGACGACGUGAACCGAUAA